CCCCCACCCACUUCGCGCUGGGAAACCCCAACCCCAGCCAGCCGUCUCGCUGUUCCUUUAAAGUCGGGCGCGGCACCUGGAGCCACCCGGAGCCGCUCCACCCGGGAGUCUCCGCCCGUCCGGCGGCCGGCCCUGAGGACGCGGAUCCGAGGAGAGGUGGGGCGGGCCGCGCCCCGGAGCCCGAGCGCAGGUUCCCCGCAGCCGUCGGCCGAGCCCUGAGCGGGGGAUGGGGGUGAUCAUCACCCGAGUUGACAGCUAAGCGGGACUCCGUGCGCCCGUCAACGCCCCCACCCGGUGGCCGAGCCCUUGCGCGGUGAAGGGGGUUUGGCACCGCUCCCACUGGAACCGGGGACGGGACGGACGGCGGCGGACUAGACCCUCGGACUCGACCCGCAGCCGGACGUUAGCGUUUCUGCGGGGGCGUGGAGAGCAGGGCUGGAGGACGGUCGCCAGGGCCGCCCCUAACGCUAGGCGCCCCCAGCAGGCCGGAGGGACCGCCUUUCCCAGGUUCGCGCUGCCCUCGGGCACGACAGCCACCAUGUCUUCAUCCCUGGUGGAUUCGUCGGGCUCCCCGCGCCGGGACCACGCCUGACUCGACGGCGCGAUGACUGCGCCCAAGAGAAAAUGCCUUGAGCUGGAGACAGGAGGUACUUGCCCCAUUGACAGAUUCACAGGAAGAUUACCAAAGACUUGUGACAGGGCCCGCGUGGCCUCCACCCUACGCUACUGCAUGAUGGUCAGUGGCACGGUGGUCCUGGUGGCUGGGACCCUCUGCUUCGCCUGGUGGAGUGAAGGAGACGCAGGCCCCCCACCCAGCCGGUUAGCCCCACCCACUGGAUGCCCUGAGCCUGCGGCCCCCGGUGCCCUGCUCAGGUCGGUCAGCUUCUUCUGCUGCGGCGCAGGUGGCCUGCUGCUGCUGUUCGGCCUGCUGUGGUCAGUCAAGGCCAGCACCCAGAAGCUGCCUCGAUGGGACCCAUACCACCUCUCCAGGGACCUGUACUACCUCACUGUGGAGUCCUCAGAGAAGGAGAGCUGCAGGACCCCGAAGGUGGUUACCAUCCCCACUUAUGAGGAGGCUGUGCGCUGCCCACUGGCUGGGGGGCUCUCGACACCACCUGCGUCCCCUGUGGAGGAAGACCUGGAGCGCAGUGCCUCGGAGGAUGCCCUGCCUGGGGCUCAGCCCCCCUUGCCUCCACCCAGUUAUGAGAGCCUCAUCUUCGCUGCUGGUGGCAUCUCUGGAGAGGCAGCACCUGGGGCUGCAUGCUUCCUUGCGGGCCCUGUUCAGAUUACAGAGGGUGGAAGUUCAAGUCUUCUAGCAGGCCUGGAAGCUGGAGACCAAUGAUGGGCUUCUUCUAAGUGUCUGGCCCAGUGCCCGGUACACACAGGCAGUCAACAAAUACUGCUGAAUGCUGUUUUGUUUUUUCGAUCGCUGUGUAACAAAUGGCUGAAAAUAAAUCCAUUUUAUGAUC
Dama dama (fallow deer) is the source of this 1469-nucleotide messenger RNA. RefSeq names its product transmembrane protein 61 (gene TMEM61). The record is from RefSeq and is a predicted model, not a curated record. The transcript is spliced from 4 exons. The coding region runs from base 605 to 1342 and encodes 245 amino acids. Lineage: Eukaryota; Metazoa; Chordata; Mammalia; Artiodactyla; Cervidae.